Molecule: messenger RNA, 1056 nt
Organism: Caenorhabditis briggsae
Lineage: Eukaryota; Metazoa; Nematoda; Chromadorea; Rhabditida; Rhabditidae
Exons: 6
Coding region: 1-1056 (351 amino acids)
Source: RefSeq, a predicted model, not a curated record
AUGAGCUACUCACCAAACAAGACAGCUCAGUCAGAAAUGAAGCCAUUUUCUUCAUUUUCCCCGAUUCCCGAUUAUUCCAUGGAGAAUGGAUUUCAAGGAUUUGAAUUUCCAAAUUCAGAAGGCUUCCAAAAUCCAGAAGUCCACUCAAUUCCAGAAUACACUGUCCCAGUGGAAGCAGAAGUGACGCUUCCAUUUAUGGCUCCAGGGAUGGAGAGCUCAUGUGCACAAUGCGAAGAUCUAAAAUUCAAAAUUCGACAAUUCGAAGACACCGUUCACAGCUGCACUCAGAAUCUCAACGACUCCAGAAUCGCCUACUCUGAAGAGUUGAGAACUUCCAACGAAAAAGAUCUGGAAAUCAAGAAACUCAUGGACCACCUCGACGAAUCUCGUAUGAUUGUGGACUCUCACCAGAGGAAAAUUCUAGAAGUUCGAUCUAUUGGAAACGAGAAAAACCAAUUUUUGCAAAGUCAGAAUUUCAAGUUGAGAGGGGAAUUGAGAAAAAAAGAGGCGAUGUUGAGCCAAGCGGAUGGGUACAAAAUGACAUUGAAGCAGAAAAUUGAGGAGAAGGAUUCGAGGAUUUUGAGUUUGGAGCAAAAGGUGCACAGUCUCCAAGAACACCUCAAUGAACAACUCCGCAAAAAUAAGUGCCUUGAAAACUACAUGAAAGAACAGGGAUACUAUGUCAUGGAGUACGAUCAGGAUUCCGAAAAACUGAAAAGAAUUCAGGAGAACAAGAAGAUCCGCGAUCAGAUGAGAGCUCAAAAUGAAGAAAAAGACACAGUAAUCCAGAAUCUGGUAGAAGAGCGAGACCAUCUUCAAUUGCAACUCCAAACAGUUGAAAAAGAAAUAAACGAAAAAUUCUCGAGUCAGCAAACGGUGAUUGAGAAUCUGGAAGAGAAGCUUCUCGAAAGAAUUCGUAAGAACUUCAAGAGCAGUCUGACAGAAACAAGUCUUUGGAAAAGUACAAGAAUAGUCAAGUUCCUUCGGAGGACCGUGAGAAAAUCGCUGAACUUGAAGCUAGAAAUUCAGAGUUGGUCAAGGAAUUGGAGGCGAUGA